AUGUUCAUCUUCAAGAUUCCCGGCCCACUCCCCAUUCCGCCAGUUCCCAGUGCCCUUCCCGCCCUCAACAACAUGUCCAAGCCCGACUCCAAGAACCGCGGCCCCAACCAACUGCACGUCUACUUCCAUCCUCACCCCAUCAAGUCGAUCAACAAAACGCAUGUCAAUUCUAUAAUGUCCUCGCUUACACCUGGCGCCGCCCCUGUCGACACAGGUUUCUACAUCCAGACCUGCCGCAAUCUCUUCCACCGCGGUACCAAAGCGCCCUUCACCGCUAAUCGCGAGGCCAGCACUAAGCGCAAGAAGUGGCACAUUCAGUCCACUACUUCCUACCAGGAGUUGGUAGAUGUGUAUUUGAAGAAGGGUUAUGUGGAGGCUACGGUACGCUCCGUCGAUGGCAAGGAGAAUGUGAAGUGCACGGUUGUCAUGGUUGCGCCGGGGGAGAAGGUGCCGAAGGGGUUGUGGAAGAUUAGGAUCUGGAAGGAGCCGGUAAAGUGGGUGGUGAGUAAGUUGAUGACGUUGGAGGGUGCGUUGGUGAGGGCUCGUAAAGAGAAAGUGGAGAAACAGAAGACGAAGGAUGAGGAGAAGGAGGCGUUGAAGAGGCUGGAGGAGAAGGAGAAGGACUUGGAGACGGAGUCUUUGUCAAGUGAGGACGAGAAGGAUGUGAAGAGCUGGUUGUGA
Didymosphaeria variabile is the source of this 681-nucleotide messenger RNA. RefSeq lists its product as uncharacterized. The record is from RefSeq and is a predicted model, not a curated record. NCBI's taxonomy places the organism in Eukaryota, Fungi, Ascomycota, Dothideomycetes, Pleosporales, Didymosphaeriaceae. The transcript is spliced from 2 exons. Bases 1 to 681 code for a protein of 226 amino acids.